Messenger RNA from Oryza brachyantha (malo sina), 1473 nucleotides. RefSeq names its product monoacylglycerol lipase. The transcript has 7 exons. Gene Ontology annotation, molecular function: lipase activity. Gene Ontology annotation, cellular component: membrane. The coding region runs from base 43 to 1227 and encodes 394 amino acids. Lineage: Eukaryota; Viridiplantae; Streptophyta; Magnoliopsida; Poales; Poaceae. The record is from RefSeq and is a predicted model, not a curated record.
GAGCGCGUAAACGGCCAGGAACAGGUAAAACCGAAGGAGGCCAUGGAGAGGGGCGGCGGCGGCGGAGGAGGAGGGGACGAGAUGAUGAUGACGUCGGGGGCGACGGGGCGGAUCGUGCCGGUGUUCCGCUCGGUGCUGUCGCGGCGCGCGCUGCUCCGCCUCGCCGUCGCGCUGCACUCGCUGUUCCUCUGGGUGGUGCUCCUCCUCGGCGGCCGGCGCCGCAGGCCGGAGCCCGGGGAGGCGGGGGCGGAGGGGAGGCCGGUGAGGGCGCGGCGGAGGGCGGCCGAGGAGGAGGACGUGCGGCGGAGGCGGGCGCUGGCGGAGGAGGUGGCGAUGGUGGAGGACGCCGACGGGGAGCGCGGGAGGCGGUGGGAGACAUUCGUCGUCGCCGGGGCCAGGAGGAACGCGCUCUUCUGCCGCGCCUGGGCGCCGGCCGCCGCCGCCGAGACGAGGGGCAUUUUGGUCAUCAUACAUGGGCUCAAUGAGCACAGUGGAAGGUAUUUGCAUUUUGCUGAGCAGCUCACAUCAUGUGGCUUUGGAGUAUAUGCAAUGGACUGGAUAGGCCAUGGUGGCAGCGAUGGUCUACAUGGUUAUGUGCCUUCAUUAGAUUAUGUUGUAGAAGACAUAGAUUUACUUCUUGGUAAAAUUGCGCAUGAAAAUCCAGGGGUCCCCUGUUUUCUUCUUGGUCACUCCACUGGUGGUGCUGUUGUUUUGAAGGCAUCAUUGUUCCCUCAUAUCAGAGCAAAACUGGAAGGCAUCAUCCUAACUUCACCAGCUCUGCGUGUAAAACCUGCUCAUCCCAUUGUAGGGGCUGUGGCUCCAAUAUUCUCUCUGUUAGCACCAAAGUUUCAGUUCAAGGGAGCUAACAAAAGAGGAAUCCCGGUGUCUCGCGACCCGGCUGCGCUGCUGGCGAAGUACUCCGAUCCACUGGUUUACACCGGGCCGAUUAGGGUUCGGACUGGCCAUGAGAUCCUACGCAUCUCCUCCCACCUGCUGCACAACCUGAAGAAGGUCACCGUCCCAUUCAUGGUCCUCCAUGGAACCGCAGACAGGGUGACGGACCCCUUGGCUUCACAGGACCUCUACAACGAAGCCUCGUCAAGGCACAAGGACUUAAGGCUGUAUGAUGGGUUCCUGCACGAUCUGCUCUUUGAGCCUGAACGUGACGAGAUCGCUGCAGACAUCAUCGACUGGAUGGAGCGAAUGCUAGCACUACAGACCGUGUGAAGAAGAAGAAGAAGAGCAGUCUGUCUCAAAAAAUUGAAGAAAGGGAAAGGAAAAGGAGAAAUGUACUGAGAAUAGCAUUGAUUUCAUUCUUGAUGGAAUGAUCUAAAAGUGAUCUACAGGCUUCAUGUGGCGAUUCUGAUUAUUGUUUCAUUUGCAAGUGGUGUAGGUCCGGGCUCUGUGCUCUGUAAUUAUACCAAUACAAUAUAGUAAUAGAAUAAGGUACUAAGAAAAUCUCCCCCUGCCGAA